GCGAAACCAACGCCUGGCUUAGAGCAGCAGCAGCGCCUCGGCCGCCCGGGGUGAGGUUUUUUUUCUGACCAGUGUUGCUCCCACCAAUCUACAAGUAUAGGGAAUAUCUUUGCCAACCUCUUCAAAGGCCUUUUUGGCAAGAAAGAAAUGCGCAUUCUCAUGGUGGGCCUGGAUGCUGCAGGGAAGACUACCAUCCUGUACAAGCUGAAGCUGGGUGAAAUUGUGACCACCAUUCCUACUAUAGGCUUCAAAGUGGAAACUGUGGAAUACAAGAAUAUCAGCUUCACCGUGUGGGAUGUGGGUGGCCAGGACAAGAUCUGGCCUCUGUGGCGCCACUACUUCCAGAACACACAAAGUCUGAUCUUUGUGGUUGACAGUAAUGACAGAGAGCAUGUGAACGAGGCCCGUGAAGAGCUCAUGAGAAUGUUGGCUGAAGAUGAGCUCAGGGAUGCAGUCCUGCUUGUGUUUGCUAACAAGCAGGACCUCCCCAAUGCCAUGAAUGCGACUGAGAUCAUGGACAAGCUGGGCCUGAAUUCCCUGCACCACAGGAACUGGUACAUUCAGGCCACCUGUGCCACCAGUGGGGAUGGGCUCUAUGAGGGACUGGACUGGCUGUCCAAUCAGCUCCAGAACCAGAAGUGAGCCAGAACUCCUCUCUUUCCCUUCACCCCCUCUCUGCCCUCGCUUUUCUCUCUUGUGGCAAACGUGCGCCCUGUGGUGUGAGUGCCAGAAGCUGUCUCCAUGGUUGGUCACAGUGUGCUUCACCGUGCUGUAAAUGUGCAGACGCAGCCUGCAACCGGGU
This is a messenger RNA of Sorex araneus (European shrew), 802 nucleotides long. RefSeq names its product ADP-ribosylation factor 1-like. NCBI's taxonomy places the organism in Eukaryota, Metazoa, Chordata, Mammalia, Eulipotyphla, Soricidae. Gene Ontology annotation, cellular component: cytoplasm; plasma membrane. The record is from RefSeq and is a predicted model, not a curated record. The transcript has a single exon. Gene Ontology annotation, molecular function: GTP binding; GTPase activity. Gene Ontology annotation, biological process: vesicle-mediated transport; intracellular protein transport. The coding region runs from base 148 to 642 and encodes 164 amino acids.